GAAACAUUCCAUAUGAUUCUUGAUUGAUGAAGGGGUUGAUGAGUCUUUCAUAAAAUCCAGGCUUAGGUCCAUUGAUAAUAUGCAUGUGUCACUGGCUGAAGCUUUGGAAGUUCGAGGAGGGCCCUUACAAGAGGAGGAGAUAUGGGCUGUAUUGAACCAAAGUGCGGAAAGCCUGCAAGAGCUGUUAAGGAAAGCUGAUCCUGCAGCUCUUGGAUUUAUCAUAUCUCCUUGGUCUCUCCUGUUGCUGCCCUCUGGAAGCGUGUCAUUUACCGAUGAAAAUGUUUCCCAUCAAGAUUUGCGUGCCUUCACUGCACCUGAGGUGCUACAGAGCAAGUCCUUGUCUUCUCUUGCAGAUAUUGAAAAGAUUCACAUUUAUUCCCUUGGGAUGUCCUUAUAUUGGGGAGCAGAUUAUGAAGUUCCACAGAGUCAGCCUAUUAAGUUGGGGGAACGCUUGAAUAGCAUUCUACUUGACAUGUGCGAGGACCAGUUUUUAACAAGACUGUCCACUCGAACAGUUCUAGAUGGCUGUAGUGCCCAUAUUCGCAACAGCAACUGCGCACCUGCCUUCUACUACAUCAAACAGCUGGUGAAACUGGUUCUGGGAAGUUUAUCUGGGAUUGACCAAGUGGGAAACAAAGCAAAUGAACCAAAUCGCAGUCAAGCAAUUCGUGACAGACUAAGAGGAAAAGGUCUUCCUUCAGGACAGUGCUCAGUACAAGAUGGGCUUGAUGUCAACUACAGUAAAAUCUCACAGCAGAACUUUCUUAACAGAGGCCUCAGUAAAUCCAUGGGGUUCCUUGCUUUUAAAGACCAACCAGAGGAGGAGGACGACUUUUGUACAUCUCCGGUUCCUGGCUCUGGAUCUGAUGAUCCCACAAGUGCCUAUUAUGCUUAUAAUGAUCUCAGGCUCACUCAGUUAGGGGGGAAACUCGGUGACCAUUGUCAAAAGAGAAAAAAUUGGGCAUCAUCUUUUGACUUAACGUAUGUUAACAGCCAAGCCACAGAGAAAGACAGUUCUGCUACAGACAGAUUGUCUUGUUUUUCUGAAGCACUAAAUGGACGGACUAUAUCCACAUCCAGAAUGAAGGAUCUCAGACAUGCAAGUGGAGCAGGUGAUGUUUUAACCCAACAGAAGUUGGACCAAGCUAGACAUGGACCGGAUGUGCCAACGUCGGUUGCAAUUUCAAGUGCCUUGGGCAGAAUUAGAGAAAAACAGAAAAGGCUUCAUGUAUUGAGAGAAGCCAUGAGCAUAGAAGAGCCUGGAAGAUUGCACAGGUCAUCUCACAGUGAUGCCUAUAGUACUUCUAGUGAAAGCCCAUCCAUUGUAUCAUCAGACCCAGAAUUUAGACAAGGGAGAAAAUAUGAAGGAUUAAAACGGUACGAUUCCACAGGAGCCCUUACUGGAUCAGAGGAAUCAAACCGCGCUCCACAUCCUGGAAGCUAUCAGCAUGACAGCCCAUCUGACAGGGCCCAGAUCAAUCAAGAGAUGCGGAAGCGACAAGAGGAAGACAUGAUUCAGAUGCAAACCAGAAUGGCUUUAAAGCAAUCUCGGCUGAACUUGUAUACAGGUGACAUGCCUGGAGCAUCUAUGCUGGACAUCAGUAGGGAUCCCUUACGAGAAAUCGCAAUGGAGACAGCCAUGACACAGAGGAAACUGAGGAACUUUUUUGGACCAGAAUUUGUAAAAAUGACAGCUGAACCUUAUAUCUCUUUGGAUCUCCCUCCAUCAAUUUUGGCCAAAAAAGGGAAAACAGAUGAGACCCGUCGAAAGGUUAACAUUAUUCUCCUGAGCGGACAAAGACUUGAAUUAACAUGUGAUACCAAGUCUACCUGUAAGGAUGUGUUUGACAUGGUUGUAGCCCACAAUGGGCUUGUUGAGCAUCACUUGUUUGCAUUAGCAGUGUUUAAAGACAAUGAGUUCUUCUUUAUUGAUCUUGACCUGAAACUUUCAAAAAUUGCUCCAGAAGGUUGGAAAGAAGAUACCAAGAAAAGAGGAAAAUCUGCAGUCAAUUUCACCUUAUACUUCAGAAUAAAAUUUUUUGUCGAUGAUGUCAGCCUUAUUCAGCACAGCCUUACUUGCCACCAGUACUACCUGCAGCAGAGAAAAGACAUCCUGGAAGAGAGGCUGCAUUGUGAUGAUGAAGCAGCCUUGCUGUUGGCAUCCCUGGCUCUUCAAGCAGAGUAUGGAGAUUACCAACAGGAAGUUCAUGGUCUAGCUUAUUUUAGACUGGAACAUUAUCUGCCUGCUCGAGUGAUUGAGAAAAUGGAUUUAUCCUACAUGAAGGAAGAAUUGUCCAGGCUGCACAGCACAUAUACAGGAGCUUCAGAGAGAGAAACAGAACUUGAAUUCUUGAAAGUUUGCCAAAGGCUUCCGGAGUAUGCGGUUCAUUUUCAUAGAGUGCUCCCAGAGAAGAAGUCCCAGACUGGCAUCCUUCUUGGGGUAUGUCCUAAGGGAGUCCUCAUCUUUGAGGUCCACAAUGGCACACGGACUCCAGUGUUGCGAUUCCCAUGGAGGGAAACAAAGAAGAUUUCUUUUACUAAGAAAAAAAUAAGUUUGCAGAACACAUCAGACGGUAUCAAGCAUGUUUUCCAAACAGACAGCAGCAAGACUUGCCAGUAUCUCCUCCACCUCUGCUCUUCCCAGCACAAAUUCCAGCUACAGAUGAGAGCCAGGCAAAGCAGCCAGGAUAAUCAAGAUAUUGAAAGAGCAUCUCUGAGGAGCCUGAACAUCCAGGCAGAAACUCUGCGCGGUUUGACCAUGGGCAGGGCUAUUAGCACAACCAGCCUGGCUAGCAGCACAUUAAAUCGAAUGGCGGUACGACCUGUGUCCAUCCAGCCUGAUCUUCUUAAGAGACUAUCUUGCUCAGACCUAUCAGCCCUUCAGACACACCUAGGGAGUGGGGGAAAAGAUAGAAAGGCAAAAAACCCUUGGGAGGACAGACCCCGGGUCAUUAGCAAAUCUUAUCAUGACCUCAGCCAGGUUGCUCAGUCACCCCAGCGGAGAAUGCUGAACGCCAGAAUGGAUAAUCCCCCAAGCACUCUGGAAGAACUGAUGAGCCAGGCAUCCUUUUAUCAAAUGGCUAAAUCGGAUACAGAGUCAAUGACUACAUAUGGAAGGCUCAAUGAGUCCAAGUCAUUCUCAGGAUUUAAUAGGAAUCCAGAUAUUCGGAAACCUGAGUCAGACUCUUCCUCUAUGGAUGACAGUGGUCACGCCUACGUUGUAGGUGUUAGUAUGCAUAGCCUUGGAAGUCCAUCCUCACCUAACCUUUUUAAAGGAAAUGAAAACAUACAGAGCAGAAUGCUGGCUUCUACUCCUGAGAGAGAGAUCACUUUGGUAAAGUUGAAAAAGGAUCCCAAGUAUGAUCUGGGCUUCCAGAUUAUGGGUGGAGAGACAACAGGGAAGCUCGACCUUGGUUUAUUUAUUAGCUCUAUAACACCAGGUGGACCUGCAGACGUCGAUGGACGUUUAAAGCCAGGAGAUCGACUGAUAUCUGUGAACAGUGUGAGCCUAGAGGGUGUCAGUCAUCAGACAGCAGUGGACAUACUUCAGAGUUCACCAGAGGAUGUUUCACUUCUGGUGUCUCAACCAAAGGAAAAACAUCAACAAGAUCAUCAGCUGAAUGGAUUGAAAAGCCUACCUCAUGGACCUUUUUCCAGUCAAGGCAAUGAAGCAGAGUCGUCUUCAGAAGAACACAGAAAGGUUCGGAGUCAUGUGAGACUUCUGUCUGGAAGUUCGUCUGGAGUCUCUGCUGGGAAACGGGAAGGAAGCCUAAGCUCUCAGGACUCGCGGACAGAGAGUGCAAGCCUGUCCAACAGUCACAUCAAUGGCCUCAUCAGGAAUCUGGCAAAGGAGCAGACCACUCCCUUGUCCCAGUCUGCCAGAAGCUCUCCAUCAAUUAGUGCUAAGGUCAGUGACAGAAAGAAGGCUCAAGGAGACAAUCGCAGAGGAAGAGGAAAGCGAACGGGUCUUACGGACUCCACAGAUUAUUCUGAUAGAGGAGACUCUGACAUGGACGAGGCCACCUCUUCAAAUAGCCACGAACCAAGGACAGCCAAGAAGGAGUCAGUUUUGGGGGUUCCAGCACAGAAGCUCAGUACUAACAAAGUUUCAACAGUACCUUUGAAACCAGGCGAUAUCUUCACAGUUGUGCUGGCUAAAAAGGAUGACAGCUUGGGUAUAAGUGUCACGGUACUGUUUGACAAGGGAGGUGUAAACACCAGCGUAAAACAUGGUGGAAUCUAUGUGAAAGCUGUGAUACCAAAAGGUGCAGCUGAAGCAGAGGGCAGAAUACAAAAAGGUGACCGCGUGCUUUCUGUUAAUAGUACCAGCUUGGAGGGUGCUACGCAUAAACAAGCUGUGGAGACAUUAAGAAAUACUGGCCAGGUGGUAACGUUGUUGUUGGAAAAAGGACAGCUACCAGCAGUGAAAGUCCAUGCUCCUGUUACCCCUCAAUGUACACCGCCCAACCAAGCUGGGACUAGCAAGCAACAGGACAAGAAGGCAUCUGUCCCAGAAGAGUACAACUUUGUAACUAAUGACAAUGUGUAUGAGGUGAAACUCGUGAAGAACAGCUCUGGCCUGGGGUUUAGCUUUUCUCGAGAAGAAAACCUCCUUUUAGGUCAGGGGGAUUCGAGCAUAGUUCGAGUUAAGAAACUGUUUCCAGGCCAGCCGGCUUCAGAAUGUGGUAAAAUAAAUGUUGGAGAUGUCAUCCUAAAGGUGAAUGGAGCGUCACUGAAAGGACUUACUCAACAGGAAGUUGUUUCAGCUUUGAGGGCGACCUAUCCGGAAGUCACUCUCCUGAUGUGCAGACCAUCCUCUGGUACAUUGCCAGAAAUUAGCUCUGUGAUGCUGACACCACUAAAUACCCCGCAGAAGAUUCUACCGGAUGAGAACCAAAGUGGCAUUCGUGGCACAGAAAAUUCACUUUCACAGGAUCAGGGUGAUAGCUCUGAUGAGAAUGAAGAGGUAGCAGAUGCAAGUACUAGGAGACUUAAGAACCCUUCUAGGAGGGAUAGCUAUAGUGAUAGCAGUGGAACGGGAGAAGAAGACUUUAUACCAGUACAAGAUGAGUCACAAAUGUGGAAUGCCACAGUGUACCAAACUCCAUGUGAUUUGAGGGCACCACCCCAUGGUCAGGGCGAGAUCUCUGACAUCCAAGAGGAAACGGUCCGCUCCAGCUUUUACACACCAGAACAGACACCUUACAAACCACAGUUUGAGGACAGCAACCCUCCAUCUCCUGUUUCACUUGAUGUGACUCCAAGUCCCAGUGACAGUGCCCCCCAGCUCUUGGAUUCUGAUGCUUACUUAAUGGAUUCAAAGUCAUUCCUUGAUGACCCAACAUCUUUCAAAAGCCUUGGACUGAAAGACCUUGAGGAUUAUGAGCCAGAGGUGGAACUGCACGUCACUUUGACUAAAUCAGAGAAAGGGAGCCUGGGAUUUACAGUAACCAAAGCCAAUGACUGUGUUGGCUGCUACAUUCAUGACAUCAUACAGGAUCCUGCCAAGAGUGAUGGACGUCUGCGGCCUGGUGAUAGACUUAUUAAGGUUAAUGAUGUAGAUGUUUCAAAUAUGAGUCAUACUGAAGCAGUAAAUCUACUGAGAGCAGCACCCAAAACAGUCCGCCUUGUGCUUGGCCGAGUCUUGGAAAUUCCCAAACCACAGGUGCCGCUUCAUCUCCUGUCUGAUGUCACUCUGACAUGCCACAAAGGUCUGUCACUCUCAGGAGGCCCCGAUAGCCCCUCCCAGGUUUUAUAUAUAGAAAAUAUCAAACCAGGCUCCAUUGCUGAUCAAGAAGGGAGCCUGAAGCCACUAGACAUCAUCCAUUAUAUCAAUGGAGAAACCACUUUAAAUAUGACAUUAGAUGAAGCAAAGCGUGCCCUUGAAUUGGCUCAACCAGUUGUUGUUUUAAAAGUGACAAGGGAAGGAAAUCCUGUGAUGCAAAACAAUAAAAACUAUUCAAAAUCAAAACCCGCUAAAGUUAAUGGCUAUCCUGGUGCAGAGCGAUUCAGGCGGAUAGAAGACAAUUCAGAUGUAUAUUCUGCAGAGGCUGGCAUAGUUCAUGUUGUUUUGGAAAAGCCUGCCUCUGGAGAAUUAGGAUUUUCCCUGGUAGGAGGCGAAUAUGGUAUAUUUGUGAAAUCCAUCAGUCCUGGGGGUGUAGCUGACAUAGAGGGGAACUUACAGGUUGGAGACAGAUUGCUUCAGGUAAAUGGGGAGAAUAUGCAGGGUGCUACACAUAGUAAAGCAGUGUCCUGUCUUCGAAACGCCAAGGGACUGCUUGAGAUUGAAGUCGCCCGUGAGCUUAUUCCAAAGGACACAUCUGAUUUUGACAAGUGUAAUGGAAACCUUGAUCCUGAGAUCUAUGUAAAGGACAACCAGAACUAUGAGGAUGAUGAAGAAGAUCAGAAUGAUGUCAUUCAGGCUCUGCUUGAUGUUGUCCAUGAACAAACCCAGAACCUUUUACAGCUAAAUCGUCAGAAUGCACUUUCAGAGGAACACUUCUUAGAGGACCUGAAUGAAGAAGACAUGGAUGAGAAAGCCGAAGACACAGACUGUGAUGGUUCAUCAUUACCUGAUGACUCUCCCGAGCCAGGUAAAUUAAAUGGUGUGGGUCCCUGCAACAACAGGAAUGAGAGACUGCAAAGGCGACUUGCCACUGGCCCACAAGAAACUGAAGUUGCAGGCAAUGACAAAACUGUACAGUCAAUAUCUAAAGAUCUGUUUGAUUCCUUCCAAAUAACAAAUGAGAAGCUCUCCGAUCUCCCCCUUGUUCAAGUUCAGCCAUCAGGCCAAUAUUCAGGAAAUAGAUUAAAGACGGUUAUACGACAGAUAAGAAGCAUGCUUGAUCAAAGUGCCCCUGCAAAGGAGUUUGAGAGCCUUCAGGAUUUAAAACCACUUGACGAAUGCCUUAUUGGGCAAAGUAAAGAUAACAAAAAGAAAAACAGAUACAAGAACAUACUACCAUAUGAUACCACCAGAGUGCCUCUUGGACCAAAGGAUGGUUAUAUUAAUGCAAGUUUUAUCAAGAUGCCUGUUGGCAGUGAAGAAUUCACUUACAUUGCAUGCCAAGGACCUCUCCCUAGUACAGUACCAGAUUUUUGGCAAAUGGUAUGGGAACAGAAUUCCACUGUAAUUGCCAUGAUGACCCAGGAAGUGGAAGGAGGGAAGAUAAAAUGUCAAAGGUAUUGGCCCGAUGAGCCCAACAGGCCAUUAUGUAUCAAUAAUGGACUCCAACUGACUUUAUUGAGUACACAACCGCUGGAAUGUUUUGUGCUGCGAAUCCUGGGGUUACAGGAUAUUCAGACUGGAGAGAUACGACACAUAGCGCACCUGAACUUUACUGCAUGGCCUGACCAUGACACACCUACUAACCCAAACCAACUUCUCGCUUUCAUCUCCUACAUGAGACACAUCUACCGGAGCGGCCCCAUCAUCACUCACUGCAGUGCAGGCAUUGGCCGAUCAGGCACACUCAUAUGUAUAGAUGUCAUGCUGGGUCUCAUCAGUAGGGAUUUAGAGUUCAGCAUUUCAGACCUGGCUCGAACAAUGAGGCUUCAGAGACAUGGGAUGAUUCAGACAGAGGAGCAAUAUAUUUUCUGCUAUCAAGUCAUCUUAUAUAUUCUAAAGCAACUGCAAGAAGAAGAGCAGCACAAGGGAUCAGUCUCCUAGUGUCUUACAAAGCUCUCCAGAGACAUAACCCCCAGCUAGGGGCUUUUUAUAUUCCAGUUAAUAAUUCCAGAACAAGAGCUGCAUUUUAGUAGCUUACUUAUGUUGAGCUUGUCGGGUCUCAGCUCCAGUGGAUGCCAAGUGCAGUUGAACAAACUGCUAUUUUGUUUUUUUUAUUUUCAGGGGUGGAAAGGGGAUUGUAAAGGCAGUAUUUUAAUAUGAUUCGUAUUACAUGUUUGUUAACAUGGUACGCCUGUACAUUUGCUAACAAUUUUCUCAAGUGUUUUCUGAAUAAAAGUUAGUUUUCUAGAUAAUAUUUGAAAGCAGUAUUUAAAAACAAAUAAUUAUUUCUAUAGACCAAAAAGUAGUAAGUUUAUUGUAAGUAUUACAUACAUUUCAUAAUGUUUACUUAUAUAGAGUUUUAUGUACUAUUUAUAUUCUUUUACAAGGAAAUGUUACACUGUGCCUAACAUGUUCAUUCUCCACUGUGUAAAUAAAAUAUACACAAUC
Molecule: messenger RNA, 8176 nt
Organism: Nanorana parkeri
Lineage: Eukaryota; Metazoa; Chordata; Amphibia; Anura; Dicroglossidae
Gene: PTPN13
Product: protein tyrosine phosphatase, non-receptor type 13
Exons: 49
Coding region: 80-7669 (2529 amino acids)
Biological process (GO): peptidyl-tyrosine dephosphorylation
Cellular component (GO): cytoskeleton; cytoplasm; nucleus
Molecular function (GO): protein tyrosine phosphatase activity; phosphatidylinositol 3-kinase regulatory subunit binding
Source: RefSeq, a predicted model, not a curated record